This is a messenger RNA of Racocetra persica, 660 nucleotides long. The record is from the annotation of a GenBank genome assembly. NCBI's taxonomy places the organism in Eukaryota, Fungi, Glomeromycota, Glomeromycetes, Diversisporales, Gigasporaceae.
AUGAAUAAAUCAACUUCUGGAAGUCAUAUAGGCAAAAAGGAUGACGUAAAUAUAAAUGAUACUGAUGUAUCCACGAAAAAAGAAUCAACAAUGUCACUGGAAGAACGUCGAAGAAUGGAAGAACAACAGCGAUUACUUUUGGCUCAAAUACAAGAACAAAGUGAUAGUGACGACGAUAGUUAUGACGAUGAUCCUGAUGAUUUUAAUUCUACCCAUAAUUCUUCAAUACUCUCAUUGAUUUCUUCUUAUGCUAGUGAAUAUAUUGACAUUCAGCGUGAUGCCUUUAAAGAUGUCAAGGAAAUUGUACCUCUCACCCCUCUCACCCCAAAACCUCUUAUCUCUCCUACUUCUCCAAGAUCUGUCUCGCUUGGAAAAAUAAAUCUUUCUUCUUUGAAAGAUGCUUUAAAUCGUCCGAGAAACUCAAAACAUCUCAGGAAUUUAAGUGAAAUGAACAUUUCUCCUCCUAAUAUAAACGAUCCUAUUCUAUUUGAAUCUAAAGUUGCUAAAUGGUCUUCUUCCUCUCCUCUUAAAAAAACUUCAAAUAAAUAUUUUAUUUUAACAAGAAAUUGUUUAUGCGCUUUUAAAAACGCCGAUAAAGCCGCUAAAAUUUUUGAUGGCUUACCUCUUUGUACUUUACCAAGAAAAUUAAAUGCUCUUUAA